Messenger RNA from Saccostrea cuccullata (small rock oyster), 4308 nucleotides. RefSeq names its product beta-hexosaminidase-like. The transcript is spliced from 12 exons. Gene Ontology annotation, molecular function: beta-N-acetylhexosaminidase activity; polysaccharide binding. The record is from RefSeq and is a predicted model, not a curated record. Gene Ontology annotation, cellular component: membrane. NCBI's taxonomy places the organism in Eukaryota, Metazoa, Mollusca, Bivalvia, Ostreida, Ostreidae. Gene Ontology annotation, biological process: carbohydrate metabolic process; glycosaminoglycan metabolic process. Bases 145 to 2907 code for a protein of 920 amino acids.
AAGAAAAUCCUGAUGGGAAUAUGACAGGCAGUAAAACUCCCUUUUUCACCUGAAGAAUUUAAUGGGAUAUAAAAUUCUACAUUUUUUGAAAUGUGACAAAGAGCGAAGCAGACCUCUAUCUCAGUAUAAGUAGAAGCCAAAUCAAUGCCAAAUCUUCAGAGAUACAUGAUGUGGUUUUUUCAUCGAUUGGUUCGGCACAAAAAACUAGUCUUUGUAUUCACCGCCUUGAGUGUUGUUUUAAUCCAUUGGUACAUGCAAACUGAUAAUUACCUGAUUGAAGAGUUUUCUUUCCCACUUCCAACAGCUCAGAAAUCUGGUUCACAUGACAAAGUACAUGAAAAAGAUCAUCCUAAAGUCACACAGAAAGUACAAAAAGUAUCGGAGGAAGAAUCCCAACGCUACGUCAAUUACAUGGCAGAAAACUUCAUCAUAAACUUCACAGUCAUCAAGAACACAGCAUCGGACGCACUAAAGAAAAUCUCUCUCCACAACGUAGGACGGCUAACAAUACCCCGAUUUACGUGGAGUAUAUACUUUUAUGACAUCACGUUCGUUGGAAACAGCAGGUUUCCUUAUCCUCAAGGUCUAAGGUUAGAUAAUGCGGAACUGCUGAUUUUUCACGAGGGAGGAAAUCACUAUCGACUGCAACCGACAGAUAAAUUUCCCCCAUAUAUUAAUCCGGAUGACAGAAUUGAGGUGGAAUAUGAUGCGUAUGGACCUCAUGUUUCUAGAUAUUUUUCUUUUCCCAACUGGUAUGUUUCGUGCCUCACAUGUGCCCCCCGAAUUUUGAAAUGCACACAAAGUGAAAGUUUGGAUUUUGUUGAAAAGUUCUCCCAAGUGCAGCAGUAUAAACGAUUUGAAAAUGACCUACAUAAACCUUUCACAGCCAAGGACAGAUUUCAAAGGAAUGCAGUACCCAGUAACUUACGUAAGGUCCCCCUGAGUUCUGUCCUCCCCACCCCCCUCAGAGUGGAGCGGAGUGAUGGGGAUUCCCUCCUGGUGACUACCGGAGAUUGGGUUGUCAACGCUCAAGAUUUUAAGGAGGAGGCCAAACUACUCGCUGAAAUUCUUCAGUUAGAAAUGAAGAAAACAGAAGCCAUCUCGACUGUCAUAACUUUCACCCGCAAAAAAAUCAACUUGCCAACGGAAUCCAGUCUUUCUCUCUCAGAAGCAUACGAGAUUUCGAUUGACCCAGAUUCAGAUACAAUCCAAAUUAAAGCAAAUUCUGAACCUGGAGCAUUUUACGCUGUACAAACACUUUUCUCUCUCAUGAAGAAAGAGCAGGACAAGAAAACUAAGUCCGUCGGUUAUCGGUUUCCAAAAAUAAAGAUCAUGGAUGCCCCCCGCUUCGAAUACCGAGGACUGAUGGUGGAUGUAAGUCGUAAUUUCGUCACCAAAAAGGACGUCUUGAAGUUGUUGGAUCUAAUGGCGAUGUAUAAACUCAACAAGUUCCAUUUCCAUCUGACUGAUGAUGAUGGCUGGAGGUUUGAGGUGCCACAGUUCCCAGAGUUAACAAAGUUUGCUGCUAAUCGCUGUUAUGACCCGUCACGUGAAGUCUGCCUUCCACCCUCGUUAGGAUCCGGUCCGUAUACCAACACAUCUGGGUCAGGUUACUACUCCGUACGAGACUACAAAGAGAUUCUGAGGUACGCCAAGGCCAGGCACAUCCAGGUCAUUCCAGAGGUUGAUGUCCCGGGUCACGCUGGGUCAGCGGUCAAGGCCAUGGAACUCAGAUACAAGAGAACGAAAGACGCCAAAUAUCGCCUCAGUGACCCGAACGACAAAUCUCAAUACAGGUCUGCCCAGGCACACACAGACAAUGCUGUGAAUCCUUGUCUGGAUUCCACCUACGAAUUUUUCAAGGUCAUUAUACUUCACCUUCAUGACCUGCACAAGGACAUUCAACCUUUGACCUUUUAUAUGUUGGGUGGGGAUGAGGUUGCCAGAGGAGCAUGGGAAAGGUCACCCAUGUGUGAAAAAUUUAAAAAGGAAAAGGGACUGAAUGGUUACCAUGAUUUAAAGAAAUAUUUUUUCAAGAGGCUGAUGAGUGAGUUGAAGCUGGAGGGCUUGAGUGUUGGAUUAUGGGAAGAUGCUGUUUUAAACGAUAACCAGGAGCCACAUCCAGUGGAGGAAAGCAAAAAAGGACAGCUCUACACAUAUAGUUGGACCAACAUCUGGGAAUGGAGGAAAGGAUCUCUGGCUUACAAACUUGCCAAUGCUGGUUACAAGGUAGUGAUGUCCCCCGCCACCUACUUUUACUUGGACCACCCCUAUGAGCCUGACCCUGAGGAGAGAGGUCUGUAUUGGGCCACACGGUACAUAGACACUCAGACUGUCUUCAGUUAUCAGCCUGACGAUCUGUACAAGAACAGAGGGACCCAGCACAAUGGAGCUCCAAUGACAGACAGUAUUCUGUGCUCAGGGGGCUGUCCUCCCUUAAAGGAGCCUCAGAAUAUCAAAGGAAUCCAGGCUGACUUAUGGACAGAGAGCAUCAGGAAUGCUGACCAGAUGGAGUACAUGUUGUUCCCCCGACUUCUGGCCCUGGCUGAGCGAGCCUGGCACAAAGCACCCUGGGAAAACAUCAAGGACCCGACCCGACGGCGUCUGAAGCAGCAGACCGACUGGGAGGUGUUUGUCAACAAAGUGGGUCACAAGGAACUGAGGCGACUGGAGGAGAAGGGGGUCAAAUUUCGCCUGGACCCUCCCGGGGCAAGGUUCAGUAACUCAAUUUUGGAAGUAAACACAGUUUUCCCUGGAACGCUCACUGAAUACAGCUUAGAUAGUGGAAAGACAUGGAAAAAAUAUGACCCAGAAAUUUCAACUAAAGUCCAACACAAAGGCAGUAUUUUGGUGCGAUCUGUAUCUUUUGAUGGAAAAAGAAAAAGUAGAAUAGUUUCCUUGGAUUGAAAAUCAUUUUGUCCAGUUUUCCAUUUGUGUAAAUGUGUGAAAACCUUUUUGAUCUCAUUUUAUAGUAUAUCUAAGUUCUUUCAAUUAUAUUUAUAAAUCAUUCAGUGCUAUAUUUAUAUCUAAACCCUGUAAUUUGAUAUCUUAAUUAAUUAAAUGCAGCAUAACUUUCCAUCAUACAUGUACACUUUUAUGAUUGUAUUUGAUUGUGAGGAUUGAAAUGGAGAUGUACAUAUAUAUGAUAUGUGUAAUUAAGACACAUCCAUUUUUCAGAAUUUUUUAUUGUUAAUUUUUUCUUCAUGUUUAUAGAGGUUUAUAGCACUUUUUCGCUUCUUGCACAUGAUGUAUACAAAUCAAAAGUAUUUUUUUACACCUUAUACUUCAUAUAUGUUAUUGUAUAAUCUGUAUUCUUUCAAAUGCAAUGUAUUUAUAAAGUGCCAUAACCAAAUUAGUUAGGCUUUAUAAUACCUACCAAGCACAUUGUUACUAUACAGUCACAUUUAGAUAGGAAAUCAAUGUUAUACAUAGUUAGGAAAAAUUUAUUAUCUGGGACUUGAACCAAGGGCCUCUGGUGUAACUUUGCCAGCUUGCUUUUGCACCACUGAGUUAGUGAGAUCUGGAAUGCUGAUAGGUUGAAUGGAAUUCCUACGCCUGUUUCUCUAAUGACAUAAAUCUUUCUUGUCACAGGAAGAAACUUUGCCCUUUGGUUUACUGAAAAUUGACUGAGAAUUUACUGAAAGAUUACUUGUACUGAAAAGCAGAGCUGUGCUGUUCAGUACCAUAAUCAGUGACUUUUCAGAUUCAUCUUGUGCAUAUUGCUGUGAAAACUCACUGAUUACAAAAAGUUGCUUUGUACAUAUACAUGUAUAUUGAUUGAUUAAUGAUUAUUGUUUUAUAUUGAAUCGACAAUAUUAUAGCCAUAUUUCGGAGGUACAUGUAUGAAUUUAAAUGUGGUAGGAACAGUACAUAAUUAUAUAUUUAUUUGUCCUCUACCAGUAAAACUGGAGGGAACUUUGUAUAGGUAUCUUCCUUGGCUGACUAUCUGUGUAUCUGCCUAUUCCUCUAGCUGUCUGCUUGUCUGUUUAAAUUUUGUUUCCCCAUCUUUUGUAAUCUACAUGAUUGUAGAUACUUAGCUGAAUUUUAGUAUGUGAGUCUAGGAUUUUGAGAUACAGACAAAGUUUGUAUUCUUUGUCAACUCAAUGUUUUUUUUUUUUUGGAUUUUUUUAUGGGGAACCAAAUUACACAUCUUGGUAGGGUACUAGUAUUGCUUACGACAGCAAUUUACUUCAAAAGUAUGUAGAUUUUGCUUAUAUUGCCACCUUAAAAAUGUGUUAAAGGCAUCUGUUAAAAUAUUUGAUAUUUUUGUUUUGUAUCAUAGACAUCUAAGUAAAUUAUAUAACAAUA